This is a messenger RNA of Macrobrachium nipponense, 612 nucleotides long. RefSeq lists its product as uncharacterized. The record is from RefSeq and is a predicted model, not a curated record. Lineage: Eukaryota; Metazoa; Arthropoda; Malacostraca; Decapoda; Palaemonidae. The coding region runs from base 1 to 612 and encodes 203 amino acids. The transcript has 3 exons.
AUGGAAAGAAAACUGGAGAGUCAUAUUGAAAAAGGGCAAACAAUUGACAAAGUUGAGCUGGCACUAAUAAACAAUGAACGACGUAGGUGGCGAGAGGUACUUACCAGGUUCUGGCAGAACGAAAUCUUCCUCUCAUACACACUUUACCAGCCCAAUAAUGGGAACUUUCUGAAAGAAGUUGAACUCAUGGCUCAGUUUGACCCUGUUCUCAAAGAACAUAUUGCGAAGGUGCAAGGAGGUGCCAGUCAUACAUCCUACCUAGGCAAUAUUAUUCAAAAUGAGUUUAUUGACUGCAUCAACACACGGUGGGAGAGUCGAAUCAAUAGUGUUGAGGUUGUAAGAUUCCAGGCUGCAAAAGUGAGAGAUGCUCUUUUAGAGGUGAGAGCAAGCACUGCAGAACCAGCUAUUAAAAUCGAAGCACAAGCUUUAGCAGAAGAGGUGGGAUCAUACCGGUUCUCUAUUUGUAAUGGUGGUGUGAGGACUAUGGUACGGGUAACCCAGUGCCACUAUCUUGUCCAGAACCGAAUAAGAGAAGAGGGUAGAGCUUCACUACCCCAAAUAAAACAAACAAGAAGAAGAAAGCAAUCCCCUGCAGGAGCCAAUGAUGCAUGA